Venturia canescens is the source of this 662-nucleotide messenger RNA. RefSeq lists its product as uncharacterized. Bases 223 to 651 code for a protein of 142 amino acids. Lineage: Eukaryota; Metazoa; Arthropoda; Insecta; Hymenoptera; Ichneumonidae. The record is from RefSeq and is a predicted model, not a curated record. The transcript is spliced from 2 exons.
UCGAAAGGAAAAACAAAAAAAAUGAUUUUUUGACUAAUUGGGGUAUUUUUGAAUCUUUUGCACGAGUCUGGGGGGGUGAGAUUCAAGGAAUUUGGGAAAAAAUUUUUUACGCAAUGCUUCGAAAGUUGAUGCGAGAUCUCGAGGAUUCUUUAUCACGAACUCAGUGAAAAAUAUUUGGAUUUUUCAAUAAAAAAUUUUGAAAAUGUGAGAUUAAGAAAUUUCAUGAUUGCAGAGGAACUGGAAUGUACUCCCGGCCCGUACAUGCUUCCCGACCCAAUGCGGUAUCCGGCAUUUUCCAUGAGCUGGAGAAGUCCAUUGAGAAAAGUUGUGACGAGCGCAGGACCUUACGACUUGCCGGGUGGAUUGAACGGUCCUUGUUUCUCAAUAAUACCGAGGCAAGAUCCAAUCGAAACUAAAGGGGGAGGCCCGGGUCCGUCGCCUCCGUUCAGCGUGGAUCCAAUAAAGCCACGAGCACCAGCAUACACGAUAGGACUUCGUAUGAAACCGGAAGCGGAAGCCGAAGAGUGCAGCCCCGGCCCGGCUUACUAUCCGAAAGAUUUAGACAGGGAAAGAUAUUCCUUCAAAUUUGGCAUGAAGCACAAUCCUUGUAUACAACCGUACAUAACAGAAUGCGACAAGGAAGCUUGCUGAUUUGGAAUAAU